Manihot esculenta (cassava) is the source of this 1919-nucleotide messenger RNA. Its product is annotated as vacuolar protein 8. Gene Ontology annotation, molecular function: protein binding. The transcript has 2 exons. The record is from RefSeq and is a predicted model, not a curated record. The coding region runs from base 287 to 1690 and encodes 467 amino acids. Lineage: Eukaryota; Viridiplantae; Streptophyta; Magnoliopsida; Malpighiales; Euphorbiaceae.
GUGUAAACUCAGAUCUAUGGUGGACUCCACACGCAGUAAUACCAUGGGACCUACAUGCAAGAAUUGCCCAAAUUUAUCCAAAAGAAAAAGAAUAAAAACGAUCCGUGCGCUCUAAUUCUACACUUUCCUUCCUUCUGCUAGACCUUGGUGCCGUCUGCCGCCUACGAUGUCCCAUAGCGAUAAUCUUCUCUUUCCCAGUCGUAUGAUCUGAAGCUUUACGGAAAUUAUUUCUCUUCGAAUCCCAAAUAUUAAAUUUCCGUUUCCAGUUUAUCUGCUGCUAUCUCAAAUGGAUAGAGGUAAAAUUCAAGUUGAUCUAAACACAAAUUGGGAAGAGGGAUUUUCUCAGUUUGAAAGUGUUAUUGCUUCUGGGAAUGAGUUUAUGCAAGUACAAGCCACAAUUAGAUUAGCCCAUCUCUCAAAACACGCACCAGAACAUGUGUUAGCUCGAUGCAUACCGAUUCUGGCUAAGCUUCUUCAGAUUGACAAUUCAAACAAUUUAAAUCACUCUGUUCAAGAAGCAGCAGCUUAUUGUUUGAAGCGAAUUGUUUGUCAAGGUAAUGGUGUCUUGGCCGCAGAGAUCGCCCAAUCUGGUGCUACAAAUUUAAUCUUAAGCUUGUUGCCCCAGUCCAAUGAUAGGUUUCGAAGUGUUUUGAUAAAAUGUGUUUGGUGUCUUGUUAAUUUUGGUGAUGUAAAUCGUUUGAUUGUAGCUAGAAAUGGUGGGCUGGAGAUCGUUUUAGAUAUGUUAAAUUCUUGUAGGGUUGGAAACAGGCUUUACUUGUUGGAGAUUUUGAGUGCAUUGGCAUUGUUAAGAGAGGUUAGGAGGGUGCUUGUUAGAUUAGGAGGGCUUAGAUUUCUUGUUGAGGCAGUUAGGUUUGGCAGCACGAUAUCAAGAGAGAGAGCUUGUCAAGCAGUAGGAUUACUUGGUGUUACGAGGCGUGCUAGGUCUAUGCUUGUGGAAUUGGGAGUAAUUCAGGUGCUUGUGGAAUUAUUUCGAGAUGGAGAUGGGACAACGAAGCUUGUUGCAGGUAAUUCUCUAGGUGUUGUAUCAGCUCAUAUAGACUUCAUAAGGCCUGUUGCUGAAGCCGGUGCUAUACCUUUAUAUGCUGAGCUUCUUCAAGGACCUGACCCUGUUGGCAAAGAGAUUGCUGAGGAUGCAUUCUGUAUAUUAGCUGUUGCUGAAGAUAAUGCAGCUUCUAUUGCUGAACACUUGGUGAGAAUCUUAAGAGAAGGUGAUGAUGAAGCAAAAGUUGCCGCUUCUGAUGUUUUCUGGGAUCUAUCAAGUUGCAAGCACUCAGUUUCAAUUGUUCAAAACUCAGGUGCAAUUCCAAUUUUGGUUGAGCUUUUGAGGGAUGAGAAUGGUGAAGUUAGAGAAAAGGUAUCAGGAGCUAUUGCUCAGUUGAGUUAUAAUGAGGCUGAUCGAGCAGCACUUGCUGAUGCUGGGGCAGUUCAAACUCUCAUCGAAUUACUGCACGAUGAGUCAGAGGAGCUGAAGGAUAAUGCAGCUGAGGCUCUAGUGAAUUUUGGUAAAGAUCCCCAGCAGCAUGACAUAAUAUUUGCGGCAGUUGAUAUUCCUUCUUUCCAGAAUAUGCAGGAUAGAAUGGCUCGACUUCGUGUGUCCGAUGAGCACAUGGUUAGAUCACUGAGACGGAUGAGCAUUAAUCAACUUACUUCGAACCCUGUUCUUACCUAAUAUAGUUCCAUGAUAUAUAUAUAUAUAUCCUCUGCUGCCUGUGAAAUGCUUAAUUUUUAGUCAAGCUGAUGGUACUAUUUUAGUAUUUUAUUGCCAUUGGAGUUCUUGUUUGAUAAGCUUCCAUGUGUUUCAUAGGCUUGUAAGUUGUAAAGCUUUUCACACAUUGUGACAAAGUGAAUAUGUUCUUUUGCAUAUUGCUAUCAAUUGUUAAGAAACAUUUUUCUUUUUC